Messenger RNA from Harpia harpyja (harpy eagle), 1107 nucleotides. RefSeq names its product nuclear receptor coactivator 5-like. The record is from RefSeq and is a predicted model, not a curated record. NCBI's taxonomy places the organism in Eukaryota, Metazoa, Chordata, Aves, Accipitriformes, Accipitridae.
UUGGUUACGGAGAGGGAAGGGGCGCGGCUCCAGCCAUUUGAGGGCGGCGGCGGUGGGGUGCGGAGCUCUGGGGCAGCGGUGGUGCCGCUGCCGGCGGGGCAGCCGUUGUAAGGGCCCCAUUGGACGUGCAGAGAUCAACCAUCGUGAUCCCAUGGCCCUUACUGCUGUCUCCUGCUGUCCCAGCUAGGAUACAAAGUAUAAAUCCUUACAAAUCAUGUUAGAAGAGCCAUUCUUCCCAAGAUGAUUAUUCAAAGAAUUUUGAACAUCUGAAUAGCUUUGAAGAGCUAUUUGGGCAGCAAUAUGAGCAUUUGACAGGGAAAGAAAAUUAGUAUGAGAUACCAGUACUCCUAGAAAGGAUCACUUACCGUUUUACCUGUGCUCAGUCUGAGUUCUUCCAAGAUGGUGCAAGAGGGAUAUUGCUUUAACUACCUGUUUUUUUGCGCAGAUGACUGCACCAGGAAUGACUGUAGAGAGAAGCUAUACCUGCAGUUUAACCAACAGAUGCAGAAAGUGAGACACCUUCUGACUGUCAUUGUUGCCAUCAGCAAGGAGCAAAGGGAUUAUGCUAGAGUUAUAGGCAAUCAGUUACAAGAACCUGGUCUUGUAGUGGAAAUAAUAUACCGUACUAAGUCAGAUCUCACACAUGCACUUCAAGAAGUAAAAAAUGAUGGAAAACACAAGCUUUGUAAUGCCAGCUAUGUCUUCUCUGUAGUGCAUAACAACAUGCCUGUGGAGGAUGCACUGGCUCUCGUAGUUAAAGCUUUUGGGAAUAUAUUUGUUGAGCAUGAGCAACAGGAGUGUACCAGGGUUUCACACAAGGCAGCUCUGGUAGAUGACUGCCUAGCGUGGGAGCUGCGAGAUGUACAGUGUGCCCUCUGGGCAUUAGACGUAUUUCUGUUAAGUGUGGGGAAAUACUUGGAUUGGGUGGAGUUGAACUCAGUAUGUGACUAUGCAAAGACCAGAAAAGAUAUGGUUGAAGCACCUGCUAAAGGAUUUGGACUUCUGGGAUAUUCUUGACAUCAACCUGCAAAAUGGCGACUGCUUGGAGGGACGCCUGGCCUUUUGCCAAUGCCAGGAGUUGCAGUAAUAACGAAGCAUGAUGGUUAA